AUCAACAAGAACGAUGCAUAACACUACAAUACGGCAUUGCGAUACUAGCUACAGUGUUUAUGGUAUACAGAGAUUGGAUGAGUGCGCGCCCCCCUUCGCGUUAAUUUUCCGGGUGUUAUGUUGUUGGUCGACGAGCCAUUGCUGCACGGCAAGCAAAACAAUACUCGUCGACGCUAUCCGCGAUUUUUUGUACCUCGGGGCCGAAGUUUUUGAUGCACGCUGGGUUUCGACAAUUUGGAGGGUGGAGAUAACUUCGUUCGCAGCGACUUGAAUUACAGUCCAUGAUGGCUACGACGAGAUGUCUUUGGAAAUGACCACAUCGAGUCCAACGUGUUCCUUCAGAAAUUUGUCUGCACAUGGGUGUAGGAGGCAAACGGAAUAUGCGUGCGGGUGUGGGAGGUAGCUGGUAACGAUGGUCCAACGAUAUAAAAGACAGCCUGGGCUGCGAAACAAUUACAGUGAAU
Molecule: messenger RNA, 464 nt
Organism: Serpula lacrymans var. lacrymans S7.9
Lineage: Eukaryota; Fungi; Basidiomycota; Agaricomycetes; Boletales; Serpulaceae
Exons: 4
Coding region: 14-271 (85 amino acids)
Source: RefSeq, a predicted model, not a curated record